Molecule: messenger RNA, 897 nt
Organism: Quercus lobata
Lineage: Eukaryota; Viridiplantae; Streptophyta; Magnoliopsida; Fagales; Fagaceae
Exons: 1
Coding region: 1-897 (298 amino acids)
Source: RefSeq, a predicted model, not a curated record
AUGGGUCAUUCUUUUUUUCGUAAAUUGCUUGAUGAUGACUUAGAUGAAGAUGAGAUAAUUAUAAAACUUCUCACGGGUUCGACACAACAACGUAAGCAUCGUCGGUAUAUCGAACGUAAUCAUUUGGCAGGCCAUAGAAGGCUUUAUGAUGACUACUUUGCCGAAGAACCUUUAUAUCCUCCCAACUUAUUUCGAAGGAGAUUUCGAAUGAGACAUUCUCUUUUUCUCCGAAUCUUAUCUAGGGUAGAAGCUCAUGAACCUUACUUUACCCAAAAAAGAAAUGCUACCAAAAAGCUUGGUCUAUCUCCCCUUCAAAAGAUGACCGCUGCACUUAGGAUGCUUGCUUAUGGAGUAGCGGCUGAUUUUAUGGAUGAAUAUGUGAGAAUAGCAGAAACCACUGCAAUAACUAGUUUGAAAAAAUUUGUUGCAGCAGUGGUUGCUAUUUUUUCAGAGGAAUACUUGAGGUCACCAAACAAUGAAGACAUCGCUAGAUUGUUAGCCCAUGGCCAAAACCGUGGAUUUCCAGGCAUGCUGGAAAGUAUUGAUUGCAUGCAUUGGAAAUGGAAAAAUUUUCCAACUGCAUGGAAAGGGAUGUAUUGUGGUCAUAUUCGUGAGCCAAGUAUUAUUUUGGAAGCAGUGGCUUCAUAUGAUCUUUGGAUAUGGCACUCAUUUUUUGGGUUACCUGGGUCAAACAAUGAUAUUAAUGUGUUGAAGCGGUCUCAUGUAUUUUCUGAGCUUGCACAAGGACGUGCUCCUGCAGUUAAUUACUCAAUUAAUGGUGAUAAUUACACAAUGGGAUACUAUCUUGCCGAUGGCAUAUAUCCACAAUGGUCAACAUUUGUGAAGACAAUCCCAAGGCCACUAGGAGCAAAAAGAAAAUUAUUUGCAAAAGCUUAG